Molecule: messenger RNA, 1345 nt
Organism: Lampris incognitus (smalleye Pacific opah)
Lineage: Eukaryota; Metazoa; Chordata; Actinopteri; Lampriformes; Lampridae
Product: actin-related protein 2-B-like
Biological process (GO): Arp2/3 complex-mediated actin nucleation
Cellular component (GO): actin cortical patch; Arp2/3 protein complex
Molecular function (GO): actin filament binding
Source: RefSeq, a predicted model, not a curated record
CCGAAGAAAGUUGAGGGAGGUUCGGUGGCAGCUGGGUUUUGUAAAAUGGACAGCCAGGGAAGGAAAGUGGUGGUCUGUGACAACGGCACUGGAUUUGUCAAGUGUGGCUAUGCAGGCUCCAACUUCCCAGAGCACAUCUUCCCUGCGCUGGUUGGCAGGCCUAUCAUCCGCUCCACAGCCAAAGUGGGAAACAUUGAGAUCAAGGACCUUAUGGUGGGAGAUGAGGCCAGCGAGCUGCGCUCUAUGCUGGAGGUCAACUACCCGAUGGAGAAUGGUAUCGUCAGAAACUGGGAUGACAUGAAACACCUGUGGGACUAUACCUUUGGCCCUGAGAAGCUCAACAUCGACUCACGCAACUGUAAGAUUCUGCUGACUGAGCCGCCUAUGAACCCCACCAAGAACCGGGAGAAGAUCAUUGAGGUAAUGUUUGAGACCUACCAGUUUGCUGGAGUCUACAUUGCCAUUCAGGCUGUGCUUACUCUGUAUGCUCAAGGCCUUUUGACGGGUGUGGUGGUGGACUCAGGUGAUGGGGUUACACACAUCUGUCCAGUGUACGAGGGCUUCAGCCUACCCCAUCUGACACGUCGUUUGGACAUCGCAGGCAGGGACAUCACCCGCUACCUCAUUAAGUUGUUGUUGCUGAGGGGCUAUGCCUUCAACCAUUCUGCAGACUUUGAGACGGUGAGGAUGAUGAAGGAGAAGUUGUGCUAUGUUGGUUACAACAUCGAACAAGAACAGAAACUGGCCCUGGAGACCACCGUUCUUGUUGAGUCCUACACGCUUCCAGAUGGCAGGGUGAUCAAGGUAGGUGGGGAGAGGUUCGAGGCCCCUGAGGCGCUUUUCCAGCCCCACCUCAUCAAUGUGGAGGGAGUAGGUGUGGCAGAGCUGCUCUUCAACACCAUCCAGGCUGCUGACAUAGACACCAGGGCGGAAUUCUACAAACACAUAGUGUUGUCAGGGGGCUCCACCAUGUACCCUGGUCUGCCAUCUCGGCUGGAGAGGGAACUCAAGCAGCUCUACCUAGAGCGUGUGCUCAAAGGCGACGUGGACAAGCUCUCGAAAUUCAAGAUCCGCAUCGAGGACCCUCCCAGGCGCAAGCACAUGGUGUUCUUGGGCGGGGCAGUGCUUGCUGACAUCAUGAAAGACAAGGACAACUUCUGGCUGACCCGGGAGGAGUACCAGGAGAAAGGAGUCCGUGUGCUGGAGAAGUUGGGAGUAACCGUCAGAUAAACCACUGGAUGGAUAGACUCCGCUCUCUGUCUUUCUUUCUCUUUCUUGCUCUCUUCUCGGUCUCUCUCUCUCUCUUCUCGGUCUCUCUCUCUCUCUCUCUCUCUCUCUCUCUCUC